Erigeron canadensis is the source of this 1118-nucleotide messenger RNA. Its product is annotated as 14-3-3-like protein. NCBI's taxonomy places the organism in Eukaryota, Viridiplantae, Streptophyta, Magnoliopsida, Asterales, Asteraceae. Gene Ontology annotation, biological process: signal transduction. Bases 154 to 921 code for a protein of 255 amino acids. The transcript has 4 exons. The record is from RefSeq and is a predicted model, not a curated record. Gene Ontology annotation, cellular component: cytoplasm.
CCACUACACGUACGUACAGUCAUACAUUCACUCUCUCUCUCUCCCCAAAACCAAAUCUAAUCAAAUUUUCAAGUCCGUCCAUUCAUCAAACAAACACAAACCCAUUUCUCACAAAUCUCUCUCAAAAAACACACAGAAAAAAAAAAAGAAAAAAUGGCAUCAGCACGUGAAGAAAACGUGUACAUGGCAAAGCUAGCGGAACAAGCCGAACGUUACGAAGAAAUGGUGGAAUUCAUGGAGAAAGUGGUGACGUCAGCCGAAGGAAACGAGGAGCUGACAAUCGAAGAACGAAACCUGCUGUCCGUGGCAUACAAAAACGUCAUCGGAGCGAGACGUGCGUCGUGGAGGAUCAUAUCAUCGAUUGAGCAGAAGGAAGAGAGCAGGGGGAACGAAGGACACGUGUCGACCAUCCGUGAGUAUAGAUCUAAGAUUGAAUCUGAGCUGUCAAAGAUAUGCGAUGGGAUAUUGAAGGUGUUGGACACGAAGCUGAUAGGGAGCGCUGUGAAUGGGGAUUCGAAAGUGUUUUAUUUGAAAAUGAAAGGGGAUUAUUUUAGGUAUUUGGCUGAGUUUAAAACUGGAUCUGAUCGCAAAGAAGCUGCUGAGAAUACUCUUUCUGCUUAUAAGGCUGCUCAGGAUAUUGCAAAUGGUGAACUGGCUCCCACCCAUCCGAUCCGACUAGGACUGGCUCUCAAUUUCUCUGUGUUUUACUAUGAGAUCUUGAAUUCACCUGACCGUGCUUGUAACCUUGCAAAGCAGGCUUUUGAUGAGGCAAUUGCUGAACUGGAUACUUUAGGAGAGGAUUCCUACAAGGACAGUACUCUUAUCAUGCAACUUCUUCGUGAUAACCUCACUUUGUGGACUUCUGAUAUGCAGGAUGACACUGCUGAAGAGAUCAAAGAAGCACCAAAGGCCGAUGAGUGAUGAUUUUUCUCUUGCUCAAAGGUGCCACGGUUUAUGCUCAUAAUUGUUUGCUAUCCUUUUCCAUUGAAAUCGCUACUUAUUACCAGACUACUCUUUUUAGUUGUAGGAGUUUCAUGAUUUUCUACUUUGUGAACAUCACGUUUAGUUCUGUCUUCACAGUUUCCUAAUAUUAAGUUAAUGUCUGUUUGCUUUUCAUA